This is a messenger RNA of Labeo rohita (rohu), 7967 nucleotides long. RefSeq names its product Rho guanine nucleotide exchange factor (GEF) 10-like a (gene arhgef10la). The transcript has 27 exons. Gene Ontology annotation, biological process: actin cytoskeleton organization; positive regulation of stress fiber assembly; SREBP signaling pathway. Gene Ontology annotation, cellular component: cytosol. The record is from RefSeq and is a predicted model, not a curated record. The coding region runs from base 326 to 4129 and encodes 1267 amino acids. Gene Ontology annotation, molecular function: protein binding; guanyl-nucleotide exchange factor activity. NCBI's taxonomy places the organism in Eukaryota, Metazoa, Chordata, Actinopteri, Cypriniformes, Cyprinidae.
GGAGCGAGAGAAAAUAAGGGAGUGACAGAAGCCGGGAGAAGAGGGGGGGCUCAUUCAGCCUACGAGAGCGAGGAGGAGUGGAGCGGUUAGUGCACGGAGUAGGGAACUUGCUGCCUGUGGGAAAGUAAACAGCACUGGGUAUUUGCCGCCCUCUCAGAGGCCUCGUCCAGCAGCAGCAGCAGCGGAUAAACGGAGGAUGAGGAUGUGUUCAAGGAGGCAGCUGAUUUCAUAGCAGGAAGUGCAUGGGAGGUUGUUGGGAUUAAAGUCCCUCUUGGGAGGUGCUAAAGCUUUCCUGUGGAAGUACUACUAAGAACAAAAAGAGCCUAUGUCCACAGCUUCAUCUCACCAGUACCUGGAGAAGGAUGUGGAGGAAGAAGAGCAGAGAGAAAAAUUCAAAUCUGAAGAUGAGAUUGACAAACAAAAGGGCAAAACUACCUCUGGAGAUGAGGCCGCAAAAUGCAGCGAGCCUCAGACACAUUCAAAUGAAUUGGAAGGGACUCAGGAAAAACAAGCGGAUCAUUUAUCCCAAGUGGUCACUACGGUUUCCCCCGGUGGACAGGAAUGUACCAGUCAUAACACUAAUCUGUCAACCACCAACAAAAGAGACCAAGCUUCCACAGACUCUGCUGCACCAGCGAACUUAAAUGAAAAGGAAGACCAGACUUGCACUGAGGUGAAGACCGAGAGGGAAACAUGCACUGUUGAAACUGACACAGGAACAGAGGAUAUCACACACAGCCCAGCACAAAAUGCUGAAGAUGAAGCCUCUGCUGAUUCAGAACACCAGACGGCUGGUCCGGAGGUGAUCUAUGAUGAUGUACCCUGUGAAGAUCUGUCUUCAGGAGAAGCUGACUUGAUCUAUGAAGACAUUCAAAAAGAGGAGGGCUUGCAAGGGCCCAAUAAUGGCUGGAGCUCAAGUGAAUUUGAAAGCUAUGAUGAGCAGUCCGACUCUGAGAGGGCGCCAACCCGCAGCAAGCUCUCCCCUGAUGUGCGACGACUGAGAGAACGUUACACCAGGACCAAACAGGAGCUAACCAUGAGACUGGGGGGCAGACAUCAGGUCCAUCAGCUGAUGCGGGCGGCACGUAGCGGAACGAAAGAUGGCCUGGAGAAGACCAAAAUCGCCGUGAUGAGAAGAGUUUCAUUCCUACAAAAAAAGGACCACUCAGAUGACACUGAGGAUGAUACUGGAUAUCUGGAUGUUAUGGUAUCAGAGGCAAAACACCCACCUGCACAACUGGGACCAAUGCCAGAUGGGCUUAGCAGCCAACAGAUUGUCAGACGUCAUAUUUUGGGCUCCAUUGUGCAGAGUGAGAGAAGUUACCUGGACUCUCUUAAACGGAUCCUACAGGAAUACCAGCGACCUCUGAUGGAGGCUGAACCAAGGAUUCUCAGUGUCAGGAAAAUCCGGCCCAUUUUUUUCCGUCUGCGGGAGAUCAUGCAGUGCCACUCCAUGUUCCAGAUUGCCCUGGCAUCUCGGGUGGCCGAAUGGGACUCUUGUGAAAAGAUUGGGGACCUGUUUGUAGCUUCAUUCUCAAAAUCCAUGGUGCUGGACGUAUAUAGUGAUUACGUCAAUAACUUCACCAAUGCCAUGGCCCUCAUUAAGAAAGCCUGCAUGUCUAAACCAGCAUUUCUGGAAUUUCUCAAGAAGAAGCAGGCGUCCAGCACUGACCGCAUAACUCUCUAUGGUCUGAUGGUGAAGCCUAUUCAGCGGUUUCCUCAGUUCAUACUCCUCCUGCAGGACAUGCUGAAGAACACUCCCACUGGCCAUGUGGACAGGCUGCCCUUGCAGUUGGCACUGACUGAAUUGGAGACCCUUGCUGAGAAACUCAAUGAGCAGAAAAGGGUGGCUGAUCAGAUCACUGAGACGCAGCAGCUGGCUCGCUGUGUCAGUGACCGCUCUCUCAGCAAGCUGCUGAACUCCGAGCAGAGCUCUUUGAUCCUUGGCGAGACGCUGAUUGAGACGGUGUACGGCGAACGAGGACAGGUCCUCAAGUCUAAGGAGCGAAAAGUCUUUCUCUUCGGCGACAUGCUCAUCUGUGCCAACAUCAAUGUCAAGGGCCCCCCUGACAUCAGCAGUCUGGUUCCAGUAGGUCCCAAGUACACCCUGAAGUGGAGCGCCCCCUUGCAGCAAGUCCAGGUAGUUGAAGUGGGUCAAGAGGGCUCCCAGACCAAGGACACUCUUUAUCAGCUGGGAGGCGUCAAGCGUCCAGGCGGCUCUUCGGGAUCGGGAAGUAUCAUUCUGGGUCCGCCCCGUCUGUAUCAGGAACUGCAGGAGUUGCAGCAUGACCUCUCAGUGGUGGAGCAAGUCACUCUGCUCGUGGGGACUUUACAGGGAACGUACCAGAAUCUGAACACUACUGUAGCACAGGACUGGUGUUUGGCGCUGCAAAGGCUGAUUCGCAUCAAGGAGGACCAAAUUCAGAGUGCCAACAAGUGCCGUUUACGACUUCAAGUCCCCGGCAGACCAGACAAGUCUGGUCGUCCUGUGAGCUUCACAGUAGUCUUCAACACACCGAGCCCCGUCAGCAAGAUCUCCUGGGUCAACCGGUUGCACUUAGCGAAAAUAGCACUGAAAGACGAAAACACACCGGGUUGGUUCUCCGCAGAGGAUGAUGGGAAGACAAAAGCUCCGUUUUGGUGUCCACUGCUGGCCUGUCGCAUUCCUGUCUUCACUUCCAGAGCCCAGGAAUGGAAGCUGGAGGCUGCUCUUCAUAAUCGUGUUCAGUGUGCUUUACUUGGUUUCUCCGCGGCGAGUACUUCACUUCCUCAAGGCUACCUAUGGGUAGCCGGUGGAGGUGAUUCCACUCAAGGCCAGGUGGACAUCUUCUCCUUGAACAGACCCACACCUCGGCCUGUCAAAUCCCUCCAGAUGGGAGCUCGAGUGAGGUGUUUGGAGUAUGUGCCUGAGCCCAGCCCUUUAGAGGAUGCUGAAACCGGCCCUCACACCUCCACGGGAGUUGGAAAUACUAUCUGUGUGGGACUUGAUGAUGGCAGCAUUCUGGUCUAUGGCAGUAUGGACACGGCCGCCCAGUGUCUCGUGACUCUCCGUAACCCCGAGGGCUGUCCAGUUCUGUGUCUCAAACACUGCAGGAACUUCCUGUUCGCUGGCCUUCGGGAUGGAACGCUGAUGGUGUACGAGAGACGUAGCGGAGGGGAACUGUGGAACCAGGACUCCUGUAGAAAAGUAACAGUUGGUUCAGAUCCCAUCAGGACACUGCUUGCCUUGGAGGACUCGGUCUGGGCUAGCUGUGCUAACACAGUAACUGUAGUUCACGUCUCCAGUUUGUCCACUCAGAGAUUUGAGGUCCAUCAGGACCCGAUGGUAAGCGUGGCCCACAUGGUGCGAGCCGGCGGGGGCGUAUGGAUGGCCUUUUCAGAAGGUUCCUCUAUACGCUUGUUCCAUACAGAAACACUGGAGCACCUGCAGGAGAUCAACAUAUCUACACCCUCGUCGUUUUACAACCCCAGUCAGAAGAGCAUGAGAGUUACCAGCCUGCUGAUUUGCCAGGGGCUGCUGUGGGUGGGAACUGCCCAGGGCAUUAUCAUCACCCUGCCUGUGCCCAAGCUGGAGGGCAUCCCCAAAAUUACAGGUAAGGGGAUGACGUCUCUAAAUGCACACUGCGGGCCUGUGGAUUUCUUAGUUGCCCUUUCCAGCACUUUGUCUCCUGAUCUUCUGAAGCGGGAUUCUAUUGUGGAAGGGCAUGAUUCGGCCUGUGGAGUGGAGGACCGCAGUGACUCGUCCUCUCAGGAAUCUCUCCAGCAGCCUAGUAUUUCCGCCCAUGUGGAUGUCAAAGGGAAGGGGCGGGGCGUGUUGCUACAGUACCGCCUCCGCUCAACCUCAGGUUUGCCCGGACGACCUUUAACCGCGAGAGGGGACGAAGCCUCGGACUCGUCUUUAGAAUCUUUGGAGCACAGCAUGGAAGAUGGCUCUAUAUAUGAACUCAGUGAUGAUCCUGAUAUGUGGGUCAAGGGUCGACCCAGCGAGAGGGAUGGGGUGAGGAGAGACAGGGUUACCUCAGUAGCAGUCAUCUCUGGUGGAAAGGGCUUCCGAAGGCUGAGGGAGGGUUCGGUGGCGACCACCAUAGAAAGCACACUUAUGAUCUGGCAGCUUCCUCUCACUGUUUGAGCUGGAAAUGUGCUUAAAUGGAUAAUUCAUGCAAAAUUUAAAAUUCUGUCAUUAAUUACUCACCCUCAUGUUAUUCCAAACCUGUAAGACCUUUGAUCAUCUUUAGAAUAAAUUAAGAUAUUUUUAAUGAAAUCCGAGAGCUUUCGAGACCCUGCAUAGACAGCAAUGCAACUACCAUGUUUAAGGCCAAUAAAGCUAGUAAGGGCAUUGUUAAAACAGUCUAUGUGACAUCAUGUCCUUACGGCCUUUUUGAGCCCGGAACGUGGUAGUUGCAUUGCUGUCUAGGCUCAGAAAUAUCUUAAUUUGAGUUCAGAAGAUGAACAAAAGUCUUAAAAGUUUGGAACGACAUGAGGGUGAGUAAUUAAUGACAGAUUUUCCAUUUUUGGGUGAACAAUCACUUUAAGAAAAUAAUUUUUUUUUUACAAUUUGCUCACCCAUAUGUCAUACCACGCCUGAAUGACUUUCUUUUGAAUGAAUGUACUGGUCACACUUUUUAAUGUAGUUAAAAUGAAUGAAAGCUUCAAACAGGAUCCAAAAGCUUUAUGAAACUUGCCAUACAACUUAUCUCCCAAAUUAUACAGUAAGUUUGUGUGAUGAACAGUCUAUUUGAAGUUUAAGAGGUUAAAUCAAAGAUCAUUUUCCUCUCCAGUUGAUCUGAAUCCUUGAGUGGAACUUGAGAACUGAUUUGUGAACAAAUCAUCUUAGACCAGUUUUGUAAAUGGGCUCAAAUGAUUCAUUAAUAAAGAUCGGACUUAAAAAAUGAUUUGUUUACAAACUAGACAUCAUUAGGGUAAUAAUGGUGAAUAAUAUUGAAUAAUUAUAUAAUGAAAUUCUGAUAUUUUACUUCAAACAACCCUUUUGAAAAAACAGCAUAUGCUGGUUAGGUAAGUUUUGAUGCUGGGAUGCUGGUUUUAGUUGGUUUAUGCUGGUCCCUUGCUGGUUUAUGCUGGACCACCAAAGAGCCAGCAUAAACCAGCAAAGGACCAGCAUAAACCAGCUAAGGACCAGCUAAAACCAGCAUCACAGCAUCGAAACCUAGCUAACCAGCAUAUGCUGUUUUUUCAACAGGGAGAGCUAUCGGUGCACCACUUUCAUGGUGCUUUUUUGUCAUUUUGGAGCCUGACAGUUCUAGUCCUUUGUUUAUUUCAUUAUACAUAAAAAUACAGUUUUAUGCAAAAGUUUGGGAACCACUUGCAGAGUCUAUGAAAAUGUGAAUAAUUUUAACAAAAUAAGAGAGAUCAUACAAAAUGCAUGUUAUUUUUUUAGUACUGACAGUUUACAUAAAAUAUAUUAAUCUAUAGUCCACAAGACAAAAAAAAAAAAAAAAAAAAAAAAUAGUUGAAAUUAUUAAAAUAACCCCCUUCAAAAGUUUGUGAACUUCUUAAUGCUGUGUGUGCUUACCUGGAUAAUCUACGACUGUUUUUUUUUUGUUCUGUUUUGUGAUGGUUGUUCAUGAGUGUGAAAACUUUUGAACAGGAUCAAGAUGUCCAAAUAUUUCUUAUUUUGUUGAAAUAUAUAUAUAUUUUUUCAAAUUAGUACUGCUCUUUGGUAGCAACGGAAGAUACUUGCAUGUUUACCAGAAGACACAUUAAGUACAGUUUACCUUAAUGUUCACAUUCAAAAAGUUUUCACCCCCGGCUCAAUGCAUUGUGUUUCCUUCUGGAGCAUUAGUGAAUGUUUGAAUCUUUUUUAAUAGUUGUGUUUGAGUCCCUCAAUGGUCCUCAAUGUGAAAAGAUGAAUCUCAAAAUCAUACAGUUCCUGUUGGAAAGGGUUCAAAUAUGCAAAAGAUGCUGGAAAACUGAAGAAUCUACAAGACCUGGAGGAUUUUUCUGAAGAACAGCACUUAAUUGUUCAGAACAAACAAGGGACUCAUGAACAACCAUCACGAAACAAAAAAAACAGUUGUAGAUCAUCCAUGUAACCACACACAGUAUUAAGAACCAAGGGUUCACAAACUUUUGAAGGGGGUUGUUUUGAUAAUUUUAGCUGUUUUUGUGUCUCGUGGACUAUAGUUAAACAUCUUUUAUGUACUAAAUAAAAAAAUAACAUGCAUUUUGUAUGAUCUCUCUUAUUUUGUUCAAAUUAUUCACAUUUUCACAGAUUCUGCAAGGGGUUCCCAAACUUUCGCAUCCCACUGUAGUGGCCGGGAUAUUUGAAAGAGUUAAAGUAAUAUGGGUUUGGAAUGACAUGAGGAUAAGUAAAUUACAGAUUCUUUUGUGUGUGGUACAAAAUGUAAGGCUCCAGUGUCUACGUUUCCAGGAAAAGAACGUCUCCUAUAUUAAUUGACCUUGCGAUCUUGAGAAAUCCAGGUCCUCCAAUAAGAAUAUUCCAUAACUAAUAGGCUCAAACCAAUAAAUUCUCAGUUAAUUCUGCCUCUGUCACUCAUACAGUACCUGGAAGGUGUUUCCUUACCAGUAGAGAAUUUUGAUCCAUGUAUUUAAUCGCAGGCUUCGCCGUAAUCAGGGCCUAAACUAUUCAAAUAGAACAUUUCCUUGAGGCCUCAGUCCGGUCAGCCUUUAGUGAAUCAUGAAUUUACCACACCACAGAGCUGCUGAGGGAUUUUUUUAUUCCCCUGCGUCUGAAGAAAUCAUAUCAGUGGAAAGUGAAAAGCAAAGUGAAAGGGGUUUCCAUGCUUUUGUGCAGUCACUCAGAGAAUAGUCUCACCUUUUGACUCUUGAUAAUGUGAACGCAUGAUUCCCUGUUGAAGUCAAGCCUGUGCAGGUCAGUGCUGCGCAAGUGUUAAAAAUGGAUUUCAAAACACUCGACGGCCUAAAUUUCUGUGGUGAAUGGUGAAUUUUAAUUAAAAUUUGUUUUAAUGGACAGUUUUACUUAUGUACACAACCUGAAAACAUUUUCACCAUAUGGCAGUCAUUUGAAACGUCUGCUUAAAUCACCAUUACUUAACAAGCAAGUUCAUUAGCAGCUGGUAGUAGAAAGAUACAAGCACCACUAAUUGCAGGAAAGUUGUGGAUCUUGUGAAGCUUUUGAUGUUUAUUUGAUCUUGUUGAAGGAUAUUCACUGCUGAUAUUUUUUGUAAUUUUGCAGUUCCAUCUGCAAGCUACAGUUGGUUACCCUCAUUCUUUGUUCUUGUUUGAUCCACGUUUAACACAGUCCACAGUCUUCCAUUAGGAAUUGUGCCAAAUGCACAUUAUGUGUUAAAGGGAAUAGAUUAAGGUUGUUUUUGGUACAAACGAACAAGAAAAUAAAUAAUAAAUUCAUUAAUGAAUAAAACUCUAAAAAGCUCUCUGUUUAAACACUAGCUUGGCCAAACUUGGAGGCCUGCUGAACCAGCAUAGACCAGCAAACCACCUUAGGCUGGUUUAAUCUUUGUUGAAGACAGCAAAUAAACUAUAUUAAACUAAAAAUCCUCAGAAACAGCUGCUGAAUAAUAUAGUUAAAUGGUUUAUUUUUCCACCCCGCACCACUUUGUCAUAAUGCAUUUUUCAUACCACGCAACAUUAUGAAUGUACGAAAUGUGUAAUUUGUCCUGGUACUGCAAACUUCUUUUUUUUUUUAAACUGUUAAACUUAAAUUGUGUUUUAUUUGCUUUAUAACAUAAAACAUUUAUGAGGGCCAUAAUAUCCCACUGAAUAUAAUAACUGUAAUGCUACAACAGUAAUUCAUUGUUUGGAUAUGAAAGUAAAAGUAAAUUAAAUUUAACAUGAAUAAUACAAACUGUGCAUUUUCCAUCCAUAUAAAGUAACCACUUGAACUUUCCAUUUGUGCCCCAAAUGCACUGAAUUUUUAGUUUUUUUUGUUUUUUGUUUUUUUUUUGCUAAUAAAAUGUAGUCUCAUGUUUGUCAAUUCACUGUUACUAAAAUAAAAGCAAUAAAAUCUA